UACCGGAAACUUUAGUCACGUGAUCUUCCGGAAAAAGCCGCGAAAUACUGUGAGCUAAAUUACACAUGUGAUUAAUUUCCAAUUUAUCGACUUUUUAGAAACCAAAUUACAAUGGGGGUUUAUUUAUCCGCUCCAGUAACAGAGAAAGAAUCUAGUGACAAAAAAUGUCCAAGGUUUACAUAUGGAGUGUCGUCUAUGCAAGGAUGGAGGAUGUCACAGGAGGAUGCUCACAACUGUAUCAGUGAUUUUGACCCAGAAACAAACACAGCUCUUUUUGCAGUCUAUGAUGGACAUGGAGGUGCUGAGGUUGCCCAGUAUACUGCAGCCCAUCUUCCCGAUUUUCUAAAGAAGUUACCCUUGUAUAAGGAAGGGAAAUUAACAGAUGCUUCUACAGGGAGGCAGUUCUUUAGUAACAAUGAAUCAAAGAACAACAAUGCCACAAGUUCAUCAGCACCUGAUCCUCUAGCAACAAGGCUUGAUGGCAAAUUAGAGAACGGAGAAACACCUGACAAUGACAAUAAUCUCAAUGUAGAAAAAGAAUUACGUGAGGCAGAGACUCUUGGUACUGAACCAGACAGUACUGGUGAUGUUAAGUCUGAAAAUUUGAAUAAUUCUAAUUGUGCUUUGACACUUUCACCUAUAAAAAAUGGUGAGGACAGUAAUGACUCGGUCAAGGGAAGUGAUAUACAAAAUUACACUAGUGUAAAAUUAGAAGAAGCAGAUAGUACUUCAGAUAAAGCUAAAGAUGUAAUCAAGGCAUCAGGUGACUCUUCAACAUCAGAAGUAUCAUCUGGCUCUUCUAGCACUAAAGAAGUACCCUCAGGCUCGGAUUCAAGCAGCCAGGAUGGUGAGUCAGAGCCAGGUAAGUCUGCAGGAGGAUCAAGUGAUGCUGCAUGCAGUUCUUCCUCUGGAUCAUCUAGUUCAUGUGCUGGUAGUAGUAGCUCAGGAUCAAGUGCAGGAGGAAGUAGCUCUGCACCUUCAGGGUCAGGUGUUCAGGCUGGUGGAUCUGGUGUUUCCAGUAAUAAAAAAGUUGCAUUUAAGGCAGAUGAUAGUGAUGAUGAUUCAAGUGAUGAUGAUGAAGAUGAUGAUGAAUACAUAGAUGACAGUGAUGAUGAAGACGACGACGAUGAUGAAGAUGAUGAUGAUGAUGAAGUAGGGAUGGAAGGAGGUAUAUUUGGUAUGAGUAAAGUAGGUUCAACUGAAGAAGAGGAACACUCAGAGGAGCCAGGUACAGACAGUGGAUGUACAGCUGUUUUAGCUCUUUUGAGAGAUGAUAGGAUAUAUGUAGCUAAUGCCGGAGAUUCACGAUGUGUCAUGUGUCAAGGUGGCAAAGCUGUAGAGCUUUCAUUUGAUCAUAAACCAGAAGAUGAUGGAGAGAGAAUUAGAAUAGAGGCUGCAGGAGGCAGGGUGACAAAUGAUGGGAGAGUUAAUGGAGGCCUUAAUUUAUCUAGAGCUCUUGGUGAUCAUUGGUACAAAAGAAAUGAGACAAAAGAAGCUAAAGAACAGAUGAUCUCAGCCUUACCUGAUGUAGAAUGUGCUACACUCACACCAGAAGAUGAAUUUAUUAUAAUAGCCUGUGAUGGUAUAUGGAACUUUCUGACUAGUCAAGAAACAGUAGAUUUUGUUAGAGAAAGACUGAAGGAUCCAGUUAAAUCAGAAAAGCCAUCUCUUAUAUGUGAAGAGCUGUUUGAAUUUUGUCUAGCUCCAAACACUAUGGGUGAUGGUACGGGAUGUGACAACAUGACCUGUAUAAUUAUUGUGCUAAAUAAAUCUUCACAAAACUUAAAAAGAGAUUUUGACAAUCUAGAUUCGUCAGUGUCGGAUGAAGUACAGGCAGAGAAACGCGCACGAGUUGACGGGGAAGAGUCUGUGGAUAAUAAAACCUGAUAAGUCAGCAAUAGACUUUAGUCUAUGCAACUCAAGUCUUAUUUCACCUGUACAGAGGGUUGUGUUUAACUUUAUAAAGAUUGGUGGUUCACAAUGAAGUUAAUAACAAGUGGAUAUUGAUUGAAAAUUAUACAUAAAGACUUGAAUUUGGUUGGCAGACGAGACUGUUAAUUGAAUUAUAUCAAAAAGUUUUUGUUGAAUCUAUAUGCAGAAUUUUGUUGUUGUUGUUUAUUUGAUACACUGUUACUAUUCUUUAUAAGCUAGUAUUAAGUGCUUUGUGAAUAAUUUAAAGUUGAGAGAUCAAAGUUGUAUUUUGAAAAUUCUGAUGUUUAUAAUGUGUGGAAUCUCUGGCUGCUGUUUGAAGGGUAUAUAUUUGAAAGUUUUAGCAAAAUUUAUGAGGUCCUGUUUGUAGAAACUUGGAGAACUUCACAUACUUGUUUAUUUAAUGCAAAGACCUGUUUGAAGUUACUAACUACUAAGAUCAUAAUUUUUAUCUUUGAACCUAAAUGUGCAUGCCAUUGAAAUAAUACACAUUAUAUGUUUUAGGUGGUAGACUGACCUUGUAUAUUUUAACUGUGAGUAACAGUCAUAUUGUUGUAUAUUGCAUUUACUGUUAACGGGUCAUUUCAUUGGGCAAAAUUCCCAAUCUCUUACAGUAUUGUUUUCUUGUUAAUAUGCUCAAUAAAGCCUCUCAAUAUUAUUAUGGUAGGUUGUUAAAAAUUUCAAGUCAGUUUCACAAUGAUUUAUCACAAAGGCAAGGCACACAAUAAUGUCCCUAUCUCGAAAGGCAAGUUCACAGUGGGUAAUUAACCUUUAUAUGUAGCCAGGUAGUUGUUUUACAUAUGUAUGGGAAAAAUUCAAAUACAGGACUGAAUAUCAAAAUAUUACUAUGAUUGUUAGCAUUUGUGUACCUACCUGUAACUGGUCUGCUUGCAGGUGUAUAAAGCACACUUAAUUUUGUAAGAUUCCUAAAUGAAAAAUUCAUGAUAAAGGUACAUGUACAAGAUAGCUGUGGGUAGAUCACAAUUGAAAUUGCUUGUAAUGUAACUAUUGUCAACCCCAAGUUUUAUUAUGAAUGGUGAUUUAUAUUGAACUAAUAGGUUAACUUUUUUUUGUUAUCAACUUGUGUCAUGCCUCGAGCUUUUUUAUGCCCACACUCUAGUGGGGGUAUUUAGAUUUGCCCUUGUUCGUCCUGCAAAUUUUGGAUUUUCAACUUGUAUGGCACUAAGAUCUAAAAAAGAUAUUUAACCUGGAGUCUUGAAACUGUACAGAAAAAUUAGUCGGCAUGUGUCGUUGUUCAUCUUGGGGGUUUGUUUGUAUAUUUAUUCAGAUUUGAAGAGUAAUUGCCCUUAAUUUAGUAAAAUCCAUUACAAAAUGUUGUGUCACAUGUACCCUUCAAAGUGCUUGAGCUAGAAUCAACAAACAGGAAUGUUGAUCAGCAUGUAAAGCUGUUCAUCUGGGGUAUUCCUUGAUUUUUUCUUAGAAGCGUACUUUAGGAGAUAAAAUUGAGAUUUAAAUUCUUAAUACUGGGAUAAAUCAAGGUGUCAACAUUGGAAAAAUUAUAUGUCAUUUUUAUGCCCCAACUACCUUGGCGUAGAAGAAAUAAUGUAGAAAUUCAUUUCUCUGUCAUACUGUCCUGCUGUACAUCAGUAGACUGUCAAACAGUGGCGUGUGGGGGCAUCCCUGUUGUGUCCUAUGGACACAUUUCUAGUUGUAUAUGUUUUUGGGAAAUCUAUUUUGAAUGAAUGUGCCUAUGUUAAACUGUAGGAGUGUCCUGUCAGAAAUAAUGGACUCUAUCCAUAUCAGGUUUAAGUAGUGUGGUUCUAUUUAUACAAACUAAAAAAUGUGAAGAUUAAUAUUGAUGCUAUUGCCAAUAAUUGGCUUUAUUAUUGAUGUUAUAAUCAAGUAUGUGAUGUUAAAUAAGCAUAAUUUCCUUUGUAAAAAAAUCACAAUUCGUUUGAAUAAUUGUUAAGUAUUUUUGGUAAAGCUUGUUUUAAGUCCGUCCAAUUUUAACAUUUUGUGGAUAAUUAUACCAGCUACCAGCAUCAUUAUAAAAGCGCAUGUGUUUAUCUCCAUAUUAUUAAAACUUGAUUAUCAUUUACUUUUGUGCUUUUGAUUUGCACAAUUUUUAAUUUAGAAAUGAAACAUUGGUACUGAAAAACUAAUAUGAAAAAACAUUGGUACUGAAAAAAAUUGUAAAUGUAUAAAAGCAAUAGAUUUAGAGAGGCGGUUCAGACUUUUGGCAAUAUCAAGUCAUUUGCAUAUAUUAAUGUAACCUGUCCGUUUACUUCAAAACUGUAUUUUGUUUGAAUUUUAUUCAAACUUGCAAGUGCCCGUAUUGCUAGUGUUUGUAAUAGAGUCCUUAGUUUUUUUGCACGAGUAUAAUUUAUAUUUAGAAUUAUAUGAUAAACAUCUUGACUUAAAAUUAAAUUAAAAUAAUGAAUUUAGACAUUUAUUGUUAAUAUAUCUAUACAGAUAAAAAAACAGCAGCAAUAAAUAUUUUAAAAUGA
Molecule: messenger RNA, 4397 nt
Organism: Ruditapes philippinarum (Manila clam)
Lineage: Eukaryota; Metazoa; Mollusca; Bivalvia; Venerida; Veneridae
Exons: 10
Coding region: 112-1887 (591 amino acids)
Biological process (GO): protein dephosphorylation
Molecular function (GO): protein serine/threonine phosphatase activity; cation binding
Source: RefSeq, a predicted model, not a curated record